Molecule: messenger RNA, 576 nt
Organism: Pichia kudriavzevii
Lineage: Eukaryota; Fungi; Ascomycota; Pichiomycetes; Pichiales; Pichiaceae
Exons: 1
Coding region: 1-576 (191 amino acids)
Molecular function (GO): catalytic activity
Source: RefSeq, a predicted model, not a curated record
AUGUCCGCAUCCAUGAGACGUGAAACAUUCUCGUCCCGACAGACAAUGAUCAAGUUCUACAAGUUCCCCGUAACAACACAAGUGUUCCAUGUUAGUAAGUAUUCAUUUGCACUAGUGAAUCUAAAGCCGAUUGUUCCUGGACAUGUCCUGGUUGUACCAUUUCGACAAGUUCCAACACUAGAAGAACUACCGGAGAUUGAAAGUAUUGAUUUCUUCCAGACUGUUCUUCGGGUUGAGAAGUUUAUAAAGAAAGUAUACACUAGUGAUGCGUUGAACGUUGCAAUUCAGGAUGGCGUUGCCGCUGGCCAGAGUGUUCCUCAUGUUCAUUGUCAUUUGAUUCCGAGGUAUUUGAAAGAUGGAUGGGGGGACGGGAUAUACCAGGUUCUGGAGGAGAACGAGGGGCUGAUGAGGGGGAAAUGGUGGCUACAAGUGUGUGAGGCCAUGCAGGUUGCAAAGGAUGAGGAACGCAAGGAGAGAACAAUGGAGGUGAUGGAGAAGGAGGCGGAAUGGUUGAAGGGGAAGAUGAAAGAGUGGUUGUUGGAGAGUGGACAGUGGAAGAACGAGUACGACUGUUAG